This is a messenger RNA of Entelurus aequoreus (snake pipefish), 3934 nucleotides long. RefSeq names its product hyaluronan synthase 1 (gene has1). Gene Ontology annotation, biological process: hyaluronan biosynthetic process; extracellular matrix assembly. The record is from RefSeq and is a predicted model, not a curated record. Gene Ontology annotation, molecular function: hyaluronan synthase activity. NCBI's taxonomy places the organism in Eukaryota, Metazoa, Chordata, Actinopteri, Syngnathiformes, Syngnathidae.
CUCGGCAGGUCAGCACACAGGACCCACACUCUUUACUCUGGAUGCGUCGCAAGCACCGCAUCAGGUGAAGACACACAAUGGAGCUGAAACCUCUUCUCAAAAAGCUGCUGUCGAUACUCCGAACGGUAUUCACGUUCGUCUUCGCGUUGGCCGUUUUGGGCGUGAUGGUGUGGGCGUACGUCGAGGGUCAGCAGCUGGUCACAUCCAUGUAUGGAAUCAUCUCCUUCGGUAUUUACGGCCUCCUGCUGUCGCUCCACGUGCUGGUCCAGAGCUUCUUCGCCUACAUCGAGCAGCGGCGGAUGAAAGCUCGGAAGACUCCGUGCACCUGCACCAAGACCAUUGGCUUCACCAUAUCAGCCUACCAGGAGGACCCGGUCUACCUCAAAGAGUGCCUCAACUCCAUCCGGGCCCUCCAGUACCCGUCCGAGCUGCUGCGCAUCAUCAUGGUGGUGGACGGGAACUCGGAUGACGACAUGUACAUGAUGGACAUGUUCAGAGAGGUGUUUGCUGACCGGGACCCGGGUUGUUACGUGUGGUACAACAACUACCACACCUGGGAUCCCACCAUGGAGACAGCUUCUGUGGGCUCAGGAGUGGAGGCAGACUAUAUUUUAGAAAGCGAGGACCCACAAAGGAGCGAAGUGGAGCACCUGAUCCAGACCAAGAACUGCGUGUGCAUCAUGCAGAAGUGGGGGGGCAAGCGGGAGGUGAUGUACACCGCCUUCAAAGCCCUCGGAGAUACAGUGGACUACAUCCAGGUGUGCGACUCAGACACCAAACUGGACGCCUUGGCCACGGUGGAGCUGUGUAAGGUGCUGGAGAGCAACCCCAAGUACGGCGCAGUCGGCGGGGACGUGAUGAUCCUCAACAUGAAGGACUCCUACAUCAGCUUCAUGAGCAGCCUUCGCUACUGGAUGGCCUUCAACAUAGAAAGGUCCUGUCAGUCCUUCUUCAACUGCGUCUCCUGCAUCAGUGGACCUUUGGGCUUGUACAGGAACGAUCUCCUGCAGGCGUUUCUGGAAUCUUGGUACAAUCAGAAGUUUUUAGGGACUCAUUGCACUUUUGGAGACGACAGACAUCUCACCAACCGUAUGCUGAGCAUGGGCUACGCCACAAAAUACACGGCUAACUCCAAAUGCUACACCGAGACGCCCGCUCAGUUCUUGCGUUGGCUCAACCAGCAAACCCGCUGGACCAAGUCAUACUUCCGCGAGUGGCUCUUCAACGCCAUGUGGUGGCACAAGCACCACCUGUGGAUGACGUACGAGUCCAUCGUUUCCGGGGUGUUCCCCUUCUUCGUCACAGCCACCAUCAUCCAGGUGUUCUGGACGGGCACGCUGUGGGACAUCCUGUGGGUGCUAUGCUGCAUCCAGCUGAUCGGGCUAGUGAAAGCCGCCUACGCCUGCAUCCUGCGCAGGGACGCGGUGAUGGUGUUCAUGUCGCUCUACUCCGCCUUGUACAUGACCAGCUUGCUGCCUGCCAAGUACUUUGCCAUCCUCACCAUGAACAAAAGCAGCUGGGGGACGUCGGGAAGAAAGAAGAUAGUGGGCAACUACAUGCCCCUACUGCCCUUGUCGGUGUGGACAGCACUUCUGUUAUCUGGGAUGUUUUACACUAUCUGGAGAGAGAGCCUCGAGAGCUGGUACAGUCCAGUAAAGACUGGAAACUGAAUUUCUUGUCUUUGGCUGUGUGGCCUAUUUGUGUUACUGGCUGCUGAUGAUGUUUUUAUACUGGGUGUGGUUCCGCCGGUCGUGUCGGACACGAUCAAAAAGUUACUCGUUGAAUGUUUAGGUAGGUCCACAGCAUUCCAGCAACUUAAUUUAUUAUAAUGUCUGUUAUUUUUAAUGUAUUUAUUUAGUUGGUCUCCAAACUCAGGGCAAUGCAGGUUAUUCCAUGUUGCUGCUAAACCAACAAACACAAAAUGGCGUAUUGAUGGGUUUAACUCAACAAACGCAGAAAGAGCAAACUUUGACAUGGAGAUGUUGCACAUUUAAGUGAAACUGAGGGCUUUAGCCUACGCACUUCUUACGUUUCUCUUCUUUUGUAUGUAAGUGAGCGAUCCUGGCUAUUAUGUUGUGUGAAUAUUUAUGUUCAAUAGGUGAAUUAAGUCGCCACACACAUCCGAGACUUGACUCAUGAAGACUCUGACAUUCUCUUGUUCCCCCUUCCCCUGACUGACAAGCUGAUGGCUUACAAUCACGGUGGGCCACAGAGAUGUCCAACCAAAAGGUGGUAAAUGUUUGACAGCAAGAUACGUGUCAAACUAAGAUAAGCCAUUAGCUGUUCUUGCGUUUGGAAAGAAGCGUCUUGGCAGUUUCUUACUGUUCACGCCAGUCAAACGUAAACGAACGCAAGAGCUUUCUUUGUGCCAACAUGCUGAGCGGAUUGGUUUCUACACAGCUUUAUAAAGUCUGAAGCCUUCAGCAGAGUGUAGGGGGACUAAUAUUCUCUCAGGCGGGACUCACUGUGCCACAUUUUUGCAAAGAAGAAUCAACCAGACACCCGCAGUGUACAUUGGUAAAUGAAGAACGAGUCAUUGGUUCUCAGGAUGAUAUUAUAUAGUAGUUCCUCAAUUUACAAUCUCAGUAACUUAUCUCAAAUCUCCCAUUGAAAUGCCCUGCCCCUAAACAGCACCAUUGUAACAUGUAACAUGCCUUUCAACAAGAAAAACAAACUUUUAAAAUGAUUGUAUAAAAACAAUACUACAGAAUGCACUACAAACAACUACAGUAAAAUGUAAUGUAAUUAUAAGAUAGAUACUUUAUUGAUACAAAGGGAAAUUCAAGAAUGUACAUCAUUAUUAUUGGAGAGUGGACUUAUCUCCUUCCAGCUGCUUCUCCAUUAUUUUUCAUUGAUAAAUGUCCACCGUUUCGAUUAUAUUUUAUCAUCGUUACCAUUUUCAGUAUGGUGUCGACUAGCAAAGUUUGUCACACGCUCAGUCAUGUUUUCAAUGAUUUAUUAAAUUAUUCAAUGAAUAUCAUCCACUUCUUCUUCUCAGCAUUGUCCUUCACACUCACUUUCUUCCUUCCCAUUUUUGGAAAAACUAAUUUAUGUCCAUCUCUAGCUAUAAGUUAAUGCUAGCGAGUAAGACCAGAUGUUUUGGUUGGAUCUUACAGGGUUCACUGUGACAUUUGAUAGGCCAACUAAUGGUGGGGAUGCUUGUGACUAAAAUGUUUGCUUGCAACUUAAAGCAUAACAAUCAGCCAAUAGACAGCUCUUAUCUCAAAACACUCUUAAGUUGAGGUACCACUCUAUGGUAAAAGUGUGCUCAUUGCAGGUGGAAAAGACUUGAGAUUUCAACAAGACUUUAACCAAAGACUUGAGCCUUGACUAGGACUUGCAUCUCAGAGAUUUGAUUGCGCUCAACAUGACUUCUCUUAAAUAUUUCUGUAAGAACCACUACAUAAAAAGUUGUCUUGGUGUCAGUUUCGUGACAGAAUUACUUUUACACGUGUUGUUGCACUGGACUUUUGACUGCACUUUUCUGCAGGGUCGCACAAUUUAAAAAAAACACAACGUGAAGGGAUGGGAAUUCCCGAAUAAAGCGUGCACUUAAUGAAUGUUUCAGAUGACCCUUGCUUUGGAAUCACUUUUGUAAAAGAAAAUUGUGGUAUGAGGGAUAUGUGAAAAUUCAGUCCACGUCGUUCCCAGAGACCUUCAUUGACAUUUCUCAGAGCCAUAACAUCGAGUUCCCGAUAAGAAACAACUCCCACACUCACAGGGAGAAACCUUCGUUUUGGUAUUUGUUGCUCCUUUGUUCAGGAAGGCAAGUAUCAGGUGUGCAACUAUGACUUCAUGAAAUUAAGAUUUAAGGUACUUUUAGACUUCACUGAUCCAUUCCAAUACACAUAAAGUACAUGCAAUGAUGAAAUGUAAACAAUGUACUGUAGACUGUGUGAUGGUGUCAAGUGUGGGUGUACUGUGUGGGGCCAGU